AUGGACACUAGAGUGCUGGGGGUGCUGGUCCUGGUGCUGGCCCUGGGGGUCUCCGGCUCGGCCGGGAACUACGUGGGCCUGUCGAAGGAGCAGUGCAUGGUGCCUCCCAAGGACCGGGUGGACUGCGGCUACCCCCAGGUCACCCCCGAGCAGUGCAACAGCCGCGGCUGCUGUUUUGAUGACAGUAUCCCAGAGGUGCCCUGGUGCUUCAAGCCUCUGCAGGAGACAGAAUGCACCUUCUGAAGCAAGUCUGCCGGCCCCGGACCCCCGAGCCCUGACACUGGCCCCCGCCAUCCGCACCCCGUCCUGGCUGCCCGG
Messenger RNA from Sorex araneus (European shrew), 318 nucleotides. RefSeq names its product trefoil factor 3. The record is from RefSeq and is a predicted model, not a curated record. Gene Ontology annotation, biological process: maintenance of gastrointestinal epithelium. NCBI's taxonomy places the organism in Eukaryota, Metazoa, Chordata, Mammalia, Eulipotyphla, Soricidae. The coding region runs from base 1 to 243 and encodes 80 amino acids. The transcript is spliced from 3 exons.